This is a messenger RNA of Hevea brasiliensis (rubber tree), 1646 nucleotides long. Its product is annotated as PR5-like receptor kinase. The transcript is spliced from 2 exons. Gene Ontology annotation, biological process: protein phosphorylation. The record is from RefSeq and is a predicted model, not a curated record. Lineage: Eukaryota; Viridiplantae; Streptophyta; Magnoliopsida; Malpighiales; Euphorbiaceae. The coding region runs from base 27 to 1169 and encodes 380 amino acids. Gene Ontology annotation, molecular function: ATP binding; protein kinase activity.
UUGUUGUAGGCAACGGUGGUUCGACUAUGAUUCGGAAGACUGUUAUUGGCAUAACCGUUGGAGUAGUUGGAAUUUUAACCGCCUGUGCAUUCAAUUUUUGUUUCAAAAAGAUUCCUUCAGUUUCAUCAAUAAUUUCCUUACAGAAGAUCGUAAAGAAUAAUCAAGAUCUCGAGGCCUUUCUUAAAAACCAUGGGCCUUUAGCUGUAAAUAGGUAUAGCUUUUCAGAAGUGAAGAAAAUGACCAAUUUGUUCAAAGAUAAACUUGGCCAAGGAGGUUAUGGCAGUGUGUACAAAGGAAAGCUUUUUGAUGGUCGUCUUGUAGCAGUGAAAGUCUUAAAUGCAUCUAAAGGAGAAGGACAAGAAUUCAUCAAUGAGGUUGCCAGCAUUAGUAGAACUUCUCAUAUUAAUAUUGUCACUCUCUUGGGUUUUUGUUUUGAGGGUCAGAAAAGAGCUCUAAUAUAUGAGUUUAUGCCAAAUGGAUCUCUUGACAAGUUCAUAUGCUACAAAAGUCCUUUGAAGAGUAGUGAUCAUCAUUUGGGGUGGGAAACUAUGCACCAAAUUGCUAUCGGAAUAGCUCAAGGACUUGAGUACUUACACCGUGGAUGCAACACAAGGAUUGUGCACUUUGACAUAAAGCCUCACAACAUUCUCCUUGAUGAAAAUUUUUGUCCCAAAAUUUCUGAUUUUGGGCUUGCAAAAUUAUGCACCAGAAAGGAUAGUAUUAUAUCCAUGCUAGAGGCUAGAGGAACUAUUGGGUAUAUAGCUCCGGAAGUGUUCAACAGAAACUUUGGUGGAGUUUCAUCCAAAUCUGAUGUUUAUAGCUAUGGUAUGAUGGUUUUAGACAUGGUUGGAGGCAGAGAGGAAGAUGUUGGAACAGAUCAUACGAGUGAGAAAUAUUUUCCACAUUGGAUUUAUAGACAACUUGAGCAAGGCAAUAAAUCCAAAUUGUGUGGUGAGAUUUCCAUUGAAGAGAAUGAAAUUAUUAGGAAAUUGACAAUAAUUGGUCUGUGGUGCAUCCAAACAAUUCCAUCAGAGAGACCAUCCGUGAGUAAGGUGAUAGAAAUGCUAAAAGGUAGCAUAGAAGCCUUAAACAUCCCACCAAAGCAUUUUUUAUCUUCCCCUCCAAGAUCUCCAUCAUCCACUUUUGCCAUAUCAAUGACAAAGUGUUGAAAAACUUUUUUUUUUUCUUUUUGGUGCAUUAAUUAGACAUGUUUAGGAGGAAGUGACCCAACAAAUUGAGUUAAACUUUCUCAAUUUGAAAAUUUGUAUGGUAUUUAUCUUUUAUUUGUAUGGUCCUUCAAAGAGAAAGGGAAUAACCUGAGUCAAAUUGCAUCAUCAGAAACUCUAUUUAUCUUCAACAUAUCACUGAUCUCAAGAAAGUGUGCUAGAUGCACAUGUGGACUUUCACUUGGACUUCCCCCAAUUUGUAAUUGUUGUACCAUCUGACACAGUGCAGGCUUCAAUUCAAAAUUAUUAGUUUCUACUCUUGGUCUUGUGAUACUUGGCUUGAAAUCCCCAAUGUUAGGAUAGGUGUGAUCCUUCACAGAACAGUUGUUAUUAUUGUUGGCCAUUUCUUCUUAUAGUUGCCCUUACUCUUGUGCUAUUUCUUAUUGUUGUUGAGCUUUAAAUUUAGUUUUUCUCCUCUUA